Messenger RNA from Aspergillus ruber CBS 135680, 627 nucleotides. Its product is annotated as Nitroreductase. The transcript has 3 exons. The record is from RefSeq and is a predicted model, not a curated record. The coding region runs from base 1 to 627 and encodes 208 amino acids. Gene Ontology annotation, biological process: cellular response to oxidative stress. Lineage: Eukaryota; Fungi; Ascomycota; Eurotiomycetes; Eurotiales; Aspergillaceae.
AUGUCCGCCCAACCCCUAAUCGACGCCUCCCAAACUCGCCGCACAAUCUACAAGCUCGGCAAGAACUCCCCCGUUCCGGACUCCAAGAUCGAAGAGCUCGUCAACGCAGCCAUCAACACUGUUCCCUCGUCCUUCAACACCCAGUCCACUAGACUUGUUGUGCUGUUGCAUGAGCAGCAUGAGAAGCUGUGGGAUUUGGCGAUUGAUACGUUCUCGCAGCUUGUAAACACGGGCGCUGUGCCCGAGGAGACGUGGAAGAACCAGUCGUUGCCGAAGUUGCAGGGGUUUAAGAAUGGGGUUGGAACUGUCCUCUUCUACGAAGACCCCGCACACAUCGGACCGUUCUCUGAGAAAUUCGCCCUUUACAAGGACCACUUCCAGCCCUGGGCCGAGCACUCGAAUGCCAUGCACCAGUACUACAUCUGGACCGGUCUCUCCGCCCUCGGCUUCGGCGCCAACCUCCAACACUACAACCCGGUCAUCGACGCUCCCGUCGCGAAGCAGUGGGGUAUCCCGAGUGACUGGCGACUUAUCUCGCAGUUGGUGUUUGGGAGCCCCGAGGGAGAAGCGGGAGAGAAGGCGCAGAAGCCGGUUGAGGAGCGAGUGAAGAUUUUUGGGAAGCAGUAA